Messenger RNA from Capronia epimyces CBS 606.96, 1164 nucleotides. RefSeq lists its product as uncharacterized. Gene Ontology annotation, molecular function: polyubiquitin modification-dependent protein binding. Gene Ontology annotation, cellular component: VCP-NPL4-UFD1 AAA ATPase complex. Bases 1 to 1164 code for a protein of 387 amino acids. The record is from RefSeq and is a predicted model, not a curated record. NCBI's taxonomy places the organism in Eukaryota, Fungi, Ascomycota, Eurotiomycetes, Chaetothyriales, Herpotrichiellaceae. The transcript has 2 exons.
AUGAUGGGCUACCCAGCAUUUCUUCGUGGCGCACCCCCGGUUGGCAUGUCCAUGCGUCGCUUCGACGAAUACUAUCGCUGUUACCCUGUUGUAAUGAUGAACGGUCCCGACCGGAAGAAUGUGAACUACGGCGGAAAGGUGUUUCUACCGCCAUCGGCGCUGGACAAAUUAACAAAACUGCACAUUGCAUAUCCUAUGUUGUUCGAACUCAUAAAUGGAAACGCCGUCAAGAGGACGCAUGCAGGUGUCCUAGAGUUCAUCGCUGAAGAGGGCAGGAUUUAUUUGCCGCAAUGGUUGAUGAACACUCUUGACCUUGACCCGGGUGACCUUGUACAGAUCAAGUCGACCGAUUUACCUCCAGGGAAAUUCAUCAAACUACAGCCUCAGUCACCUACAUUCCUCGAUAUCUCCGAUCCGCGAGCAGUGCUCGAGAAUGCCUUCCGAAACUUCUCCUGCCUCACCAAGGGUGACAUUUUUACUUUUGAAUACAACGACCAAACAUAUGACAUUGCUGUGUUGGAGAUAAAACCCGACACAGACUCCCAUGCUAUCGUAACGAUGGAAACGGAUCUAGAAGUCGAUUUCGCUCCUCCAGUCGGUUAUGUUCCUCCUGAGCGAACAAGCGGCACAAGUACUCCUAGAAGCGGCGCUGGGAAAGCCCAUGGAGGCCCGAUUCAUUUCCAAGGCACAAUGGCCCAGUCAAUCAACUAUGCAAGCAUAGCACCUUCGUCAAACACUGCUGCAGCGGGUGCUCGAGCAGUUUCCUCAAACUUCCUCUAUGGUGGCCACAAACUCAGCUCCAAAAAGGGCUCGAAAGCUCCGACACCGAAUGCGUCCACCCCUGUGGCAGGAGCGUCUACCAAUGUGCCAACACCCGCAAUUAUCAAGCGUGGUAAUGGACCUCAACCACUGAGACUUCCACCAGGAAAGCUGUUCUUCGGAUUCGAAGUGAAGCCGGUACGGAAGCGAAAUGAAGGCGAGGAGCCGGUCCCAGAUGACGAGGUCAAACCUCGGUUCCAGGGACAAGGGCAGACAUUGAGAGCAAAGAAGCGGCCUGCUGGAACGGACAGCGGCGCUGGCAGCGGAGUCAAUAGCGAUGCGGAAGGGAAGAGCAAAGGCAAGGCCGGGUCUGGGUCCGCAGCCAAAGGACGACGGCCAACGUAA